Leptopilina heterotoma is the source of this 1667-nucleotide messenger RNA. It is a transcript of the gene Baldspot, whose product is annotated as elongation of very long chain fatty acids protein 6. The transcript is spliced from 3 exons. Gene Ontology annotation, cellular component: endoplasmic reticulum membrane. The record is from RefSeq and is a predicted model, not a curated record. The coding region runs from base 722 to 1606 and encodes 294 amino acids. NCBI's taxonomy places the organism in Eukaryota, Metazoa, Arthropoda, Insecta, Hymenoptera, Figitidae. Gene Ontology annotation, molecular function: fatty acid elongase activity. Gene Ontology annotation, biological process: sphingolipid biosynthetic process; fatty acid elongation, polyunsaturated fatty acid; fatty acid elongation, saturated fatty acid.
CCGUGUGUCGGUGUGUCCAGUGUCUUAACACAACACACGAUACAUUGUCGAUAUAUUUCAACCCGAGUGUUUCACAAUCACUCCGUGAACAUUCCUUUUUCUCUCUACACAUUUGGACUUGGCAAUGAGAGAAAAAAAAAUCAAUUUCGUGUCAUAUACCGUUUUUCGUAUUAUAAUUAAUUAAAAAAAAAAAGUAUUUACCGCGCCUUCUUAUUAUAAAUACGUGCACAUUUUCAGUUAGGGGAAUUUUUUUUCUUUUCACCUCUGAAAAUUUAUAAAGUGUAAUAUAAAACAUAUUGAAUUUUUUUUUUCAGUAUUUUAAAAAUCGUAUAUAUAUAUAUAGUCAUUUUUUGGUGCCGUGUGUUCCUCUCUCGUUUGUGUGUUCCACACGUUAUGUAGACUUUUUCCUUGUAUGAUUAUUAAUCAUAAUAUCACACUGAUUGUUUAUUCGGGGAAGUUUUCAAAACAAACUAUUGAUUCUGAAUAAAUAAAAGAGUUGUUUGCUGUGUUUAAAUGAAUUAUUAACAUUUUACCGGCUCAUGUGACUUUUUCCUAUGCGUAAAACUUAACCUCAAUUAUAUUUAUCGCCGGGUUUUCAGUGCGUUAACAAGAGGAAAAAAAGUGCUUUAUUAUCGAUUCUUUGGAAUUGAAAAUAUCUUUUUCCACGUGGGGUUCGAAACUAUUUUUCUACGACAGUUAUAGGUGAAAAGAAACAAAAAAAAUGGAUUACAGGGAAGUAACACUACCAAAUUAUUCCUAUGUGUUCAAUUUUGAGGAGAAAUUUAUUCAUCAAGACACGAGGAUAUGGAUGAGAAAAAAUUGGACAAAUGGCUUUUAUUUUUGUGGUAUUUAUAUGAUAUUAAUAUUUGGCGGUCAACAUUUUAUGGCGAGCCGACCAAAGUAUAAUUUAAGGGGUGUACUGAGUUUGUGGAACACUCUAUUAGCGUCAUUUUCUAUUAUUGGAUUCACGAGAACUGCUCCUGAAUUGAUUCACACAUUAAGAAAUUAUGGACUUUAUCACAGUGUCUGCAUACCAAGUUUCAUCGAACAAGAUCGUGUCUCGGGAUUUUGGACAUGGAUGUUUGUCCUUUCAAAAUUACCGGAACUCGGCGACACCGUAUUCAUUGUACUUCGUAAGCAACCAUUAAUAUUUCUUCAUUGGUAUCAUCAUAUAACCGUUCUACUUUAUUCAUGGUUCUCGUACACCGAAUACACAGCGUCGGCACGAUGGUUCGUUGUCAUGAAUUAUUUUGUUCAUUCAAUAAUGUACACGUACUAUGCCCUCAGGGCGAUGCGUUACUCGCCACCGAAAAUGAUAUCAAUGGUGAUCACUGCAUUGCAAUUGUCGCAAAUGGUCGUCGGUUGCGCAAUCAAUGUUUGGGCCUAUCAAUAUCUCGAGAGCAGCCAAACUGAAUGUCACAUCACGAGUUUAAAUGUCAAGUACAGUUUAACAAUGUAUUUCAGUUAUUUUGUAUUGUUCGCGAGGUUCUUUCACAAGGCGUAUUUGGGCGGCUCAAGAACCAAGUCCGAGAGGAAGCUCUAUACAAAUGGCACUCCUCAUAUUGCUGCUGAUUUUAGUAAUAAUAGUAAGCUCAAAGCUAAUUAAAUUUAAAACAAACAAACAAACAAACAAAAUAUUAUCGAGAAAAUGCGAGAGAAAAAGAAAA